This is a messenger RNA of Penicillium subrubescens, 336 nucleotides long. RefSeq lists its product as uncharacterized. The record is from RefSeq and is a predicted model, not a curated record. NCBI's taxonomy places the organism in Eukaryota, Fungi, Ascomycota, Eurotiomycetes, Eurotiales, Aspergillaceae. The coding region runs from base 1 to 336 and encodes 111 amino acids. The transcript is spliced from 4 exons.
AUGGGGCGCUUCGAUGUUGAGGAUGAGGGCCGAGGGAGGCGAAACGGCGACGAAGGGCGGGUAAACACUGGACGGCGCGACGUGGAGUGGCAGGCUGGGGCGGGGGGUUCGAAAGCGCCAGAGCCACCCGAUUACACUGCGCAACCAAGGCCAAAUCAACAGAUUUCAGAGGAAGCUGGCAAGGGCCAGACAAUGCACAAGGUUGAAAUCAGGGAUGCUGGCGGGUGGGUGGGAAGGGAGGAGGAGGCAGAGGAGGGUGUUGUUGAGGUAAAGGGAAAGGCGGGUUCUCCUGGCCGUGAUGGUGAUGGGGGAGGGGGCUUCGACUCCCAAAUGUAG